CCUUUGUUCUGGUCCUCAGUACAGUACUAAUCAAAUAUUCUGAUCUGUUCUCCCACGAUAAAACCAAAAUAUGGAGAGCAAGGCGGCCAGUGUGUGUGUGGCUGCUGCUGCUGUUGCUGCAGGAUUCUACAUCUAUUUUGGACCAACGAAYCCCGAAAGAAAACGAAAUAAGAAAGGUCUGUGUGCUGGAAUGCAUAAUCUUGGAAAUACAUGCUUCAUGAACUCUGUUUUUCAGGGUUUGGCAUCAUUAUCAUCCUUUGUAUCAUGGCUUGAGAGCUACAGCUGGAACUGUACUGAAGAUGAGAAAGUCAAACUUGGGCAAGUGAUGGGAGAGCUUAUGAAAGAGCUCAACACAGAGUGGUAUGAGGAUGACACAGGCUUGACAGCCACUCCUGUUAUACAAGCAUUACGUCGUCAUGGAUGGGUAAUAGAACCAGAUCAGCAGGAUGCCCAUGAAUUUUUCCAAGUUCUUUUUUCAUCGUUAGAUGAUGAAAUCGGAGAGCUUCCAGCAGUCCUGGAUCUACGAAGUGUUUCAUCUUUUGAGAAAGAAAAAGAUAGUACCAAUGGUUCUGCAGCCCACAGAAAUCRUAGUAUGUAUUUAUUAGCAUAUAUCAUGGAUAUAAUGUUUUUAAAUCCAUUUUUAUUUGUUUUAAUCUUUUUUUYCGUUCCUCUUGUAGGGCAUUGUCCUAGACGUCGUAGUCCUUUUCGAGGUCUUUUAGCAAGUCAGCUUGUUUGCAAAACAUGUGYUACAAAGUGUCCUGUCAAAUUUGAUGGAUGUGACAGUCUGUCACUCAGUCUACCUUCAGUACCACAGAUUAAUUUUACCCUGGAAGAUCUGCUUCGACAGUUUGUGUGUUCAGAGACGGUGGAUUCCGUAAAGUGUAAAGGAUGCUCACAAGAUGCAAGCGAUUCUAAACAUCAGGACACAAAAUCAAUGUUUGUAAAGCGCCUCACGCUUGGCAAAGUCCCCCAGUGUCUUUGUAUUCACAUACAGCGAACAUACUGGCACUCUGACGGCAUUCCCUACAAAAACCAUGCCCAAGUUAAAUACCCUGAGUUCCUAAAUCUGGCGCCUUUUAUGUACAUGCCCGGUACCCAAAGCCCGCGAAGAUUAAGGUUGUCAAGCUUCUCAUAUUCUGGAGCUAGUACACCAGAAGGAUGCAGAACUCCAACGAACGACCUGAAAGCAGAUCUGAGUAGCUUGAUGAGUAGUAGUAUUUUGUCGUCGUUCUCUUUCAGCAGGCAGAACUCUGAGACAAGGACACGUACAGUUUAUAGAUUGACAGCUGUCACCAYCCAUCUUGGUGACGUCAGUGAUGGUCAUUACGUCACCUAUCGUAGAUUUGAACCUCCUAACAGCUCAAAGCCUGGGGUUUGGCUGUACACCUCUGACUCCUUCGUUGAUACUAUAACUUUAGAAGAAGUCUUAGCGCGUAACCCGUACAUGUUAUACUACGAACGAUGUCCCGCGGGAUUUGAUUUUGAACCCAUGGUGGAAAGCAUUGCUGAAGAAUCAUUCAAGAAUAUUGUACUUUGAUAUAUAUAUUAUACAUAUAUAGGCACAUUUAAUUUGACUUUCCCGGCAACUGAGUCAAGUGACAAAAUCAUGGGAAUCCUAGUGGUUUUACUUUCUUUGGAAAUGAGAAUUUCUAAGGAACAUUUAUGAUGGCAAUGAAAGACAUCAGAAUAAAUAUUGGAAAGAAUAUCCAACUCCUUUUCGCGUAGGGAAAAAUAGUCCUCAGUAAUACUAAUAACCAAAUUUAUGGUUUUAAUAUUCAAGAGGUAUGGCUUGUAUUGACAAAUAGAUACAGGAAAGUGGCGUGAACUUCGCAAAUUUGUUCCUUUUAUUACUUUACUUCCAGUUAGAGUGGAAGUUCAAAAACCGCUUCAACUGGUCAUUUCACUUAUGUCUUGCAUUGCUCUACACCAACCAUGCUAGGGUCCCAUUCAAAAGAGCAACAGCAAAUGUCUGGCUGUCGGUUAAGGGCAAAAUGGUUUACGUCAUGUCGAACCCUCCUGAUACUCKUGACUAAUGAGAAGCCUGGGCCGGGUUGUUCAAAGCUGGAUUAGCGCUAAUCCAGGAUUAACUCUAUAGGUAAAUAUUAAGAGUUAACCCAGGAUUAGCACUAAUCGGGCUUUGAACAACUGGGCCCUGGGACCUGUUUAAUAAUGUCCCUGAUCGAUCAUGCCCCAAGCAUUCGUGACCCUAGAUAAUCAAGGGCCUAAAUAUUACAGGUGCUUGUUCGUUGCUAGGGAUAAAGUACGCCAGUUUUAUAUAAAGUCAUCGCUAAUAUUAUAUUGUCGGGAUAAUUUUUUAUUAAGUUGGAUUUUAUUCAGCUAUUGUAAAUAUUAUUAAGUAAUCCAGUGCUUGAUCCUUAUGUGAUUAAGAAAUUAAUUACUCUGCUAGCGGAGGUUCCAUGAUACAAGAGACCAUGAUCUCUUGCUUGAUGUUAAAGUUACAACCAAUGAAUCUUGAA
Molecule: messenger RNA, 2477 nt
Organism: Actinia tenebrosa (Australian red waratah sea anemone)
Lineage: Eukaryota; Metazoa; Cnidaria; Anthozoa; Actiniaria; Actiniidae
Product: ubiquitin carboxyl-terminal hydrolase 30-like
Biological process (GO): protein deubiquitination
Cellular component (GO): cytosol; nucleus
Molecular function (GO): cysteine-type deubiquitinase activity
Source: RefSeq, a predicted model, not a curated record